This is a messenger RNA of Psylliodes chrysocephalus, 2129 nucleotides long. NCBI's taxonomy places the organism in Eukaryota, Metazoa, Arthropoda, Insecta, Coleoptera, Chrysomelidae. The record is from the annotation of a GenBank genome assembly.
AUUACCUUUAGAAAACACAAUGUGCGUAAAUUUGUUUGUCAGAUAUGGCAAAUACUUCACUUAUUGUAUUAUCAAUUUAAACAACAAAAAAUAUUGUUUCAAAUGAUCUCAAUAUCGAUACUGUUUCUCAAUAACUAUUUAAGUACUGCAAUACACUUAAAAAAUAUCAUUUGCGCGCUUGUUCGAAGAUUGGUGGUUUAUUGUGUUUCAAACUUUAGCAAAGAUGAAUUCUCGUUCUUUAACAUAUUUACCCACUACUGUGCCUUUACCAAUACCCGAAGAAGAGCUUUUGGAUUUAGUUAACAAAGGUAAAGAUUGGGCUCUCAUGCACGGAGCUGCAAUGAGAUCAAAAAAGAACUUUUCUGCAGACAGUUUAAAUUUUGCUCCAUUUAGUUUGCUUCCUUCAACGAUGACCAGGAAAAAUUUCCAGCAUGCGGUCGAACUUCAAACUAUUUUUCAAGAACUAAUGCACAAAGUGGCCUACGAUAAAGAAUUUUUGACGAGAUGCUUGAAAAACACCGUUUUGGUCGACGAAUUUACUGCAAAAUUGUGGCAGAUUUAUGAAACAGUUCAGAAAGAAGGAGAAACGCAGCCGAUAAGUUUAGGAUUAGUAAGAUGUGACUACAUGUUGCAAAGCUGUAAUGCAGAAGAAAAGGAAACACCUACAGAAACAAAUGAGAAUCCUCCUUGUAACUGGAAGCUCGUAGAGGUUAACACAAUAGCCGCUGGUUUUGGAUGGCUAGGACCUGCAUCUCGGUUAAUACAAAGGUAUAUAAUGGAAGAAAUGAACCUUCACGAUCGAUUACAGAAUCUUCCAGAUAACAAUGCACUUUCUGGUUUAUGUGAGGGAAUGUUGGAAGCUUGGCGUCUAUAUGCAAACCCGAAAGCCUUCAUUUUAAUCGUAGUAGAAGAUGUUUCUUACAAUAUAUGUGAUCAAAGGUUCCACCAGUUCAGAAUUAGAGAAUUGAAUCCCAAUGCAAAUGUUAUGAGAAAAAAUCUGACACAAAUUUAUAAUGAGGCCACCUUAAAUGAGAACAAAGAAUUAGUUAUUAAUAAUCAAAUAGUUAGUGUAGUGUAUUUUAGAAGUGGAUACGAACCUUGUCAAUAUCAUGGAGAUAAUGAGUGGGAAGCUAGAUUAUUAAUAGAAAGGUCGCGUGCCAUUAAAUGUCCAAACAUACAAUAUCACUUAGCUGGAUGUAAGAAAGUACAACAAGAAUUAGCAAAACCUGGUGUGCUGGAAUCUUUUAUUACCGAUAAAGACAGUAUUAAAGCCAUCAAAGAUGUAUACGUGGGGAUACACGGGUUAGAAUUCGAUGAAUGUGGAGAGCAUGCCAUCAACUUAGCCUUAACAAAUCCCGAAAAAUAUGUCUUAAAGCCGCAAAGAGAAGGAGGUGGCAAUAACAUAUACGGAAUCGAAAUAAAAGAGUAUAUAAAUAAAAUGAAAGACAGUCAAGAAAGAACGGCAUGGAUAUUGAUGGAGCGGAUAUUUCCACCAAUUACCAAAGGCUACAUAGUACGACCUGGAGAGCCUGUCCCUCCCACGAUAUCAGAAGUAGUAUCGGAAUUUGGCAUGUAUGGUGUAAUUAUAGGGGAUUCUAAGAAAAUUAUUAGUAAUAGACAAGUCGGUCAUAUGUUGAGGACAAAAACCGCAACAGCAAAUGAGGGAGGAGUUGCUUCAGGUUUAGGGGCAUUAGAUAGCCCUUAUCUUAUAGACUAAGUACACAUUUGCUCAGUUUAUACAUAUUUAUAUUAUUACAAUAUUUUUUAACUGUGUUGUUAUUUAAUCCUUGUACUACCAAGCUUUUUUUUAAUCCUUAAAACGAACGUAAUUUAAUUAUAUCAAAUUUAAAUGGAUCAGAAAAUUAUAAAGUAAACAAUUAUUUUAAGAAAAAAUUCAAGUAAAAUUUUGUAGCAUUAAAAUAUAGAACAGAAAACAGGGUGACGACCAAAAAACGAAUGAUGUAAAAAUAUCAAAAAAACACGUGGGGUGCAAAUGCACCCCGCUUGUUAGUACAAGGGUUAAUUUGAAAUUUUUUAUUGUAAGCUUUAAACUGUACCUAAAACUUGAUUAAUUAAUGUAUGUACCAAUUUUGUAUAUUCACUUUUCUAUAUAAAAUAACUGAUUUCUG